This is a messenger RNA of Cercocebus atys (sooty mangabey), 6684 nucleotides long. RefSeq names its product collagen, type XXIV, alpha 1 (gene COL24A1). Lineage: Eukaryota; Metazoa; Chordata; Mammalia; Primates; Cercopithecidae. The record is from RefSeq and is a predicted model, not a curated record. The coding region runs from base 222 to 5375 and encodes 1717 amino acids. The transcript has 61 exons. Gene Ontology annotation, cellular component: basement membrane. Gene Ontology annotation, molecular function: extracellular matrix structural constituent.
GGAACACGAACAUGGUAUGGAAGGAAGGAUACUAGCUGCCUACAAGUGGGGAAGGAGAGCAUCCGGCAAAAGCAGCCGGCAGCAGUCAACGCCGAGCUCCUGCAGUUGCCACCGGCCCCCUCGCACCGACUCGAUUUCCGAAGUGGUACCUGCACCCUAAGCAAUUCAGAGUUGGCUUCUGUUUUCCGUUAGCGCUUUGCUGCACGGACAAAUGCAUACAAAUGCAUUUAGGAGCCCACAGAACAAGGCGUGGAAAAGUCUCCCCCACGGCAAAAACGAAACCACUUCUUCAUUUUAUUGUGCUAUGUGUGGCUGGGGUUGUUGUUCAUGCACAAGAACAAGGCAUAGAUAUUCUUCAUCAACUAGGCCUUGGAGGCAAAGAUGUAAGACACUCAUCAUCAGCGACUGCUGUACCAGCAUCAUCUACACCAUUACCUCAGGGGGUCCAUUUAACAGAAUCAGGCGUCAUUUUAAAAAAUGAUGCUUAUAUUGAGACACCUUUCAUGAAAAUUUUACCAGUCAACUUAGGGCGGCCGUUUACAAUAUUAACUGGGUUACAGUCACAUCGGGUGAACAAUGCAUUUCUCUUCAGCAUUAGAAAUAAAAAUAGACUGCAAUUAGGAGUGCAAUUACUACCUAAAAAAUUAGUAGUACACAUUAGAGGAAAGCAGGCUGUAGUUUUCAACUACAGUGUUCAUGAUGAGCAAUGGCAUUUAUUUGCCAUUACUAUUAGAAACCAAAGUGUCUCAAUGUUUGUUGAGUGUGGAAAGAAAUAUUUUAGCACAGAGACUAUUUCAGAAGUUCAGACCUUUGAUUCUAAUAGUGUGUUUACUUUAGGAAGUAUGAAUAAUAAUUCUGUCCAUUUUGAAGGAAUAGUAUGUCAGUUAGAUAUUAUUCCUUCUGCAGAAGCAUCUGCAGACUACUGCAGAUAUGUGAAACAGCAGUGUCGCCAAGCAGACAAAUACCAACCUGAAACAAACCUUCCUCAUACAACUCUCAUACCAACUAAGAUACUGGAACACUCUCCCCCGCCCAAACGAUUUGCUGAAAAAGUACUGUCAGAGGAUACAUUUACUGAAGGCAGAAGUAUUCCAAAUAUCAUAAAUAAUGAUUCUGAAACAGUGUAUAAAAGACGAGAACAGCAGAUAUCAAGAUCUCAGUUAUCUUCUCUUCAGUCAGGAAAUGUCUCUGCUGUGGAUCUCACAAACCAUGGGAUUCAGGCCAAAGAAAUGAUCACUGAGGAAGAUACUCAGACAAAUUUAAGCCUGUCAGUGACCCCUCAUCGCAUCAGUGAGGCAGGAAUGAAUACCAAAGAGAAAUUUAGUUCUCUUCUAAACAUAUCUGACAAUAUCACACAACAUGAUGAUAGAGUAACUGGUCUGUCACUGUUUAAGAAGAUGCCAUCUAUUCUUCCACAAAUAACACAAGAUACAAUUACCAAUCUCAAGAAGGCUAUCACAGCAAAUCUACAUACUAAUGAACUCAUGGAAAUGCAACCGAUUUUAAACACAAGCUUGUACAGAGUGUCAAAUGAACCGUCUGUGGAUAAUCACCUUGAUCUAAGGAAAGAAGGUGAAUUUUAUCCUGAUGCUACUUAUCCCAUCGAAAAUAGCUAUGAAACUGAGCUUUAUGAUUAUUAUUAUUAUGAGGAUCUAAAUACAAUGCUCGAAAUGGAGUAUCUGAGAGGGCCAAAAGGAGACACUGGACCUCCCGGUCCACCUGGUCCAGCAGGUAUCCCAGGUCCGUCAGGGAAGAGAGGUCCACGGGGCAUACCAGGGCCACAUGGAAAUCCUGGGUUACCUGGAUUACCUGGUCCAAAGGGCCCCAAAGGAGAUCCAGGAUUUUCCCCAGAUCAAGCUGUUCCUGGAGAAAAGGGUGAUCAAGGCCUUUCUGGAUUAAUGGGCCCCCCUGGUAUGCAAGGUGAUAAGUUCCUUGGGCCUCCUUUGGCUUUGCUGUACUGUUUAUUUUAUUUAUUAUUUCAGGGAAUUCCAGGAUUUGCUGGUAAUAUUGGUUCACCCGGUUACCCUGGCAGGCAGGGUUUAGCUGGACCAGAAGGUCAUCCAGGUCCUAAAGGUGCACGAGGUUUUAUUGGCUCUCCUGGAGAAGCAGGACAACUGGGACCUGAAGGAGAAAGGGGCAUUCCUGGGAUCCGUGGAAAGAAGGGUUUUAAGGGGAGACAGGGUUUUCCAGGUGACUUUGGAGACAGAGGCCCUGCUGGUCUUGAUGGCAGUCCUGGACUUGUAGGUGGCACUGGUCCUCCGGGGUUUCCUGGGCUUAGAGGCAGUGUUGGCCCUGUAGGACCAAUUGGACCUGCUGGAAUUCCUGGCCCAGUGGGUCUUUCAGGGAAUAAAGGACUACCUGGAAUCAAAGGUGAUAAGGGUGAACAAGGCACUGCAGGAGAGCUAGGAGAGCCAGGGUAUCCUGGAGACAAGGGUGCUGUUGGUUUGCCAGGACCACAAGGGAUGAGAGGAAAGCCAGGGCCUUCAGGCCAAACAGGUGACCCAGGACUCCAAGGACCAUCUGGCCCUCCAGGACCAGAGGGUUUUCCAGGAGAUAUUGGGAUUCCUGGACAAAACGGCCCUGAAGGACCAAAGGGACUCCUCGGAAAUAGAGGGCUUCCUGGACCUCCUGGUCUCAAAGGAACUCAGGGAGAAGAAGGACCAAUUGGACCCUUUGGGGAACUGGGGCCACAAGGAAAACCAGGUCAAAAGGGGUAUGCAGGUGAACCAGGACCAGAAGGCUUAAAGGGAGAAGUAGGAGAUCAAGGAAAUAUUGGGAAAAUUGGUGAAACAGGACCUGUUGGCUUACCUGGAGAAGUUGGGGCAACUGGAAGCAUUGGCGAAAAGGGAGAACGUGGAAGUCCAGGCCCACUAGGUCCCCAGGGGGAAAAGGGCGUUAUGGGAUAUCCAGGUCCUCCUGGGGUUCCAGGACCUAUUGGUCCAUUGGGAUUACCUGGUCAUGUGGGGGCAAGAGGACCACCUGGGAGUCAAGGUCCUAAAGGACAAAGAGGACCAAGAGGACCAGAUGGUCUCUUAGGGGAACAAGGUAUACAAGGUGCCAAGGGUGAAAAAGGAGAUCAAGGAAAAAGAGGGCCUCAUGGUCUUAUUGGGAAGACUGGAAACCCUGGAGAAAGAGGAGUUCAAGGGAAACCAGGUUUACAGGGAUUGCCUGGAAGUACAGGUGACAGAGGACUUCCAGGAGAGCCAGGCCUGCGAGGACUGCAAGGUGAUGUUGGACCUCCUGGAGAAAUGGGCAUUGAGGGACCUCCAGGCAUUGAGGGAGAGUCUGGUCUGCAAGGUGAACCAGGUGCAAAGGGAGAUGUUGGACCUGCAGGAAGUGUUGGAGAAACUGGGGAACCAGGUUUGCGAGGUGAACCAGGAGCUCCUGGAGAAGAAGGUCUCCAAGGAAAAGAUGGGUUAAAGGGAGUUUCAGGAGGAAGAGGACUUCCUGGAGAGGAUGGAGAAAAAGGAGACAUGGGCUUACCAGGAAUUAUAGGGCCCUUGGGUAGAUCAGGCCAAAUGGGCCUUCCGGGACCUGAAGGAAUUGUGGGAAUUCCAGGGCAAAGAGGUCGUCCAGGAAAAAAGGGUGAUAAAGGACAAAUAGGACCCACAGGAGAAGUUGGAAGCAGAGGUUCUCCUGGAAAAAUUGGGAAAAGUGGUCCUAAGGGUGCCAGAGGAACUAGAGGUGCUGUGGGACAUUUAGGAUUAAUGGGACCUGAUGGAGAACCAGGAAUUCCAGGGUAUAGGGGCCAUCAGGGUCAACCAGGACUCUCUGGAUUGCCAGGACCUAAAGGAGAAAAGGGCUACCCAGGAGAGGAUAGCACAGUCCUAGGACCACCUGGGCCUCGAGGUGAACCAGGUCCAGUGGGGGAACAAGGAGAGAGAGGAGAGCCUGGAGCAGAGGGAUAUAAGGGCCAUGUGGGCGUACCAGGACUAAGAGGUGCCACUGGACAACAAGGACCCCCAGGCGAGCCAGGUGACCAGGGUGAGCAAGGACUAAAAGGAGAGAGAGGAUGUGAAGGUCAUAAGGGGAAAAAAGGAGCUCCUGGUCCUUCUGGGAAAGCUGGGAUUCCUGGACUUCAAGGCCUACCUGGACCAAAAGGCAUACAAGGAUACUAUGGAGCAGAUGGCAUUUCGGGAAACCCUGGAAAAGUUGGGCCACCAGGAAAACAGGGACUUCCUGGCAUCAGAGGCAGCCCAGGAAGAACAGGACUUGCUGGGGCUCCAGGUCUUCCAGGAGUAAAGGGUUCAUCAGGCUUGCCAGGAAGCCCAGGAAUUCAAGGCCCAAAGGGUGAACAAGGGCUACCUGGUCAACCUGGAAUUCAAGGUACAAGAGGUCACCGAGGAGCACAAGGUGAUCAAGGACCAUGUGGAGAGCCUGGCCUGAAAGGGCAGCCUGGAGAAUAUGGUGUUCAAGGUUUGACAGGUUUCCAAGGAUUCCCAGGCCCUAAAGGUCCUGAAGGGGAUGCUGGCAUUGUUGGGAUAUCAGGUCCUAAAGGUCCUAUUGGACAGAGAGGAAACACUGGUCCCCUUGGCAGAGAAGGUAUAAUAGGCCCAACAGGUAGAACUGGACCCAGAGGUGAAAAGGGCUUUAGAGGUGAAACUGGUCCUCAAGGACCGAGAGGUCAACCAGGGCCUCCAGGUCCACCUGGAGCACCAGGCCCAAGAAAGCAAAUGGAUAUCAAUGCUGCUAUUCAAGCCUUGAUUGAAUCAAAUACUGCCCUACAGAUGGAGAACUACCAGAAUACUGAAGUGACUUUAAUUGACCACAGUGAAGAGAUAUUCAAAACCCUGAACUACCUUAGCAAUUUAUUGCACAGCAUCAAGAAUCCUCUUGGCACACGAGAUAACCCAGCACGAAUCUGCAAAGAUUUACUUAACUGUGAACAGAAAGUAUCAGAUGGAAAAUACUGGAUUGAUCCAAAUCUCGGCUGUCCUUCAGAUGCCAUUGAGGUUUUCUGCAAUUUCAGUGCUGGUGGCCAGACAUGCUUACCUCCUGUCUCUGUAACAAAGUUGGAGUUUGGAGUGGGGAAAGUCCAGAUGAACUUCCUUCAUUUAUUGAGUUUGGAAGCCACCCAUAUCAUCACCAUUCACUGUCUAAACACCCCAAGGUGGACAAGCACACAAACAAGUGGCCCAGGAUUGCCUAUUGGUUUCAAGGGAUGGAAUGGCCAGAUUUUUAAAGUAAAUACUCUACUUGAACCUAAAGUGCUUUCAGAUGACUGCAAGAUUCAAGAUGGCAGCUGGCAUAAGGCAACAUUUCUUUUUCACACCCAGGAACCUAAUCAACUUCCAGUGAUUGAAGUACAAAAACUUCCUCAUCUCAAAACUGAACGAAAGUAUUACAUUGAAAGCAGUUCUGUAUGCUUUCUGUAAAGUCUCUGAAUGAGUUCCGAAAUCAGGCUAUUGGCCAGAUAAUUGCUGCAGAGGGAGAAAUGAGACAGAAAGAUACUGACAUUAUGAAAUGCAUGUAAUAAAGCAUUGGCUAAAUCUUAAAGAAUCUCAGGAAGAACAGACUUCCUCCUAAGAAGGAGAAAAGGCAUUUUUAAAGGACUAUGAUUGAUAAAGUAUUUAAUUCUUUUAAAAAUUAUAUUGAUCUCAGCUUUUUUAGAGAAUUCCCUAGAACUAAAAAUGUAUAAAUAUGGAAUUCUUCAGGGUAUCUUUUAUUUUUGACUGAGUGCAUAGUACCCAUUAGACAGCUGGAGAUGCAGAGCACUAUGGAGCAAUACUGGCUAAUGCUUCCAAAUGUGCACUGCUUCUGUCUAAAAAUUACAAGCCACAGUCUAAUAUGCCUUAUUUUCCAAAACACUAAGCUGUAUUCAGGUCCCUGAUGGGCAUAUACAUCUUAGCCGGUGAUACACUACCUCUUACGUGUUGCCUCUUUGUGUUGCUUGGUGCUCUUUCGAAAACAAGGUGCUUAUGGCUUUCAUAGACUAUUUCCUUUUUCAUCUUUACCACUCUUUAAAAGUGUAUGUACUGGUUACAUCAAGAUAUGUUUUGGUUGUUAGUACUUAUUUUAAAUUGUUUGGUCACACACUUAAUAACACGUAAAACUAUUUAUGUGAAGUCCUUGUUUUAUUUUAAAAUUCUCUUUGUGUAUAUGGAAUCAAAGCCAGCACAUUGUAACCUGUGCUUGUACACAAAAGAAUUGGGAGAUUUCUUUGUUUUUAUUUUUUAAAUUGUUGUAAAAAUUAUUAUAGGCCAGCUACAUCUAGUAGUAGGUUUGGGGUAGAGAUUGGGGGUUGUGCCAUACUGUUUUUAAAGUUCACGAUCAUCUGGAAUGAUACUUUGUAUAUAUAUAUUUUGUAAAGUUUUAGUUCAGCAAAUUUUUUUAAAUUGCUGCUGUUUUAAAUUAUAAAAACUUUAUAUUUCUGCUUUGUAGAAAUUAUAUGUUUUUGUAGUAUUCAUUGAUUUUCUUUCACUGUACUUAAAUCUAGUGUUAGUACUUAAAAAAAUUUAAUUUACCAGUCUUUAAAGCAACAUCCAGGGAAAAAAAGUCUUUUCCCAUUUAAAAUAGGCUCAGCCAGUUCAAUGUCUCCUUGUUAUCAGAGAAAUGUUAGUUCAAUAUUGAAAGAAAAAUAUUAUACCUCUUGGUAUCUAGAAAAGCUUGUUCAUCCAUUAUAAAUAUAUCUUUAGCCACAGCAAACCACACUUAACCUAUCUAUAAUAAAAAUGUGCUUUAAAU